This is a messenger RNA of Plasmopara halstedii, 444 nucleotides long. RefSeq names its product polyprotein. Lineage: Eukaryota; Oomycota; Peronosporomycetes; Peronosporales; Peronosporaceae. The coding region runs from base 1 to 444 and encodes 147 amino acids. The transcript has a single exon. The record is from RefSeq and is a predicted model, not a curated record.
AUGCGUCGUCAACUGCAUGGUUUCAAGAUGAAAAAGAGUGGAAAUGUAAUGGAUCACUUUCUCAAGUCUGAUGAAUUGUGCCUAUCAAUGAAAGCCAUCGGUGAAGAAGUUUCGCAAGAUGAACAACUUGUGAUUCUUUUUGAAAGUCUAAUGGAAGAAUACGACCCGAUAGUGAAGAUCAUCGAAAACAUGCCCAGAAUAGAUCUAUUUCAAGUCAAGGAAACGCUACGUCGAGAUUGUGAAAGCAUGAAUCAAAAAGAGAGCAAUGAGAUUGCUCUUACGGUGACUCGAGACUUCAAGAGCAAAGGCCCCGACCUAAAGGGAAAAAGGGUAAAUUUUCCGGAAAAUGCUUCGUAUGCAAUAGUUAUGGGCACCGGAAGCAAGACUGCUGGGACAAUUCAGACAACAACGAAAACAAGACGAACAGGCUUUCAUGGGAUGUGA